AGAACUUGUUUGCCUGCUCCGAUGUAUGAAAGAAAUGAUGUGAACGUGAUCAGCAUUCUCAAGCAGUGCAUUGGAAAGGAAUUAUCCAAGAUCACAAUGCCAGUAGUGUUGAACGAACCAUUAAGUUUUCUUCAAAGAAUGGUUGAAUAUAUGGAAUAUUCUAAUCUUCUUCUCUCUGCCCACCAAUCAAAUGAUCCUAUUGAGAGGCUUGAACUUGUGACGGCAUUUGCAGUCUCAGCAACUUCAUCAAAUUGGGAAAGAAUUGGUAAGCCAUUCAAUCCUUUACUUGGAGAAACAUUUGAAUUGGAUAGACCAGACAUGGGUUUUCGAAUAGUUUGCGAACAGGUGAGUCAUCAUCCUCCGGUCAGUGCUUUCCACGGCGAGGGUGACCACUUUACAUUUCACGGCUCCAUUCAACCUAAGAUGAAAUUCUGGGGGAAGUCCAUUGAAGUCACGCCCAAAGGAACCAUUACCCUUUAUUUGAAAAAGCAUAAAGAAAUAUAUACGUGGCACAAUGUAAACUGUUCUGUCAACAAUAUCUUUGUGGGCAAGCUCUGGAUUGAACAUUCUGGAACAAUGGAAGUGACAAAUAGGACAAAGAAUUUGAAAUGCACACUGAACUUCAAGUCAGCUGACUUUUUAGGUAGGGAUGUGCACAAAGUUGAAGGAUUCCUUUAUGAUUCCAGUCAGAAGAAGACGAGAGCCCUCUACGGCAAGUGGUUGGAUGCAUUGUACAGUUACGACAUUGGCACUUACGAGGCUUACAUCAAAACCAUCAGAAGAUCACCGUCGCCAUUCAAUCUUGUGAAGUCCCCAUCUGAGGUCAUUCCUAGCAGAGGUUCGUCUUCUAAUUUAAAUCUGACUAAUCAGAAGUGCUUGUGGGAGGCAACACCCAGACCUCAAAACUCAAGCAUGUAUUACAACUUUACAAAAUUCGCAAUGACCUUGAAUGAACUGCCUCCCCAGCUAUCAUCACCACCAACGACAUCAUCAUCGUCACCAUUGCCCCCAACUGAUUCCAGAUUCAGACCUGAUGUAAGAGCCAUGGAAGAAGGAGAUAUUGAAAAAGCUGCCUCCGAGAAGACAAGAAUAGAAGAGAAACAGAGAGCAAUGAUGAAAGACAGAAAAAUUCAUAAGAAAGAUAAUGAAGCCAAGUGGUUCAAAUGGGGUAAGGACGAGAUGUCAGGCAACGAUGAAUGGUUGUUCACUGGUUUGUACUGGGGGCGAUCAUUCAAAGAUUGUGAAAAUAUUUUCUAG
This is a messenger RNA of Helobdella robusta, 1257 nucleotides long. RefSeq lists its product as hypothetical. The record is from RefSeq and is a predicted model, not a curated record. The annotation marks the transcript as partial. Lineage: Eukaryota; Metazoa; Annelida; Clitellata; Rhynchobdellida; Glossiphoniidae. Gene Ontology annotation, molecular function: sterol binding. The transcript is spliced from 11 exons. Gene Ontology annotation, cellular component: intracellular membrane-bounded organelle; membrane; cytosol.